Molecule: messenger RNA, 6891 nt
Organism: Salvelinus namaycush (lake trout)
Lineage: Eukaryota; Metazoa; Chordata; Actinopteri; Salmoniformes; Salmonidae
Gene: pkd1l2a
Product: polycystic kidney disease 1 like 2a
Exons: 37
Coding region: 1-6843 (2280 amino acids)
Biological process (GO): detection of mechanical stimulus
Cellular component (GO): membrane
Molecular function (GO): calcium ion binding; carbohydrate binding; calcium channel activity
Source: RefSeq, a predicted model, not a curated record
AUGGUUCCCCCUCCGGUCCCCCUCAUAGCAGCACCCCCCAGCUCCAUCGGGGUAGGAUCAGAGGUGCUGGGGGAUGGAACUGACGGACCCCGAUCCUUACGUCCGCGGGAGGCCAACAGGUUAUCCAACUGGAUGGAUAGGUCCACCAGCUGGUCCAGGUGGAUGAUCGAAAACCGCCCGGAAGCGGCGGGUGAAAUCUUUGUAGUUGUCCAACGUCGGGCCUUCUCUUCCCCAGAUGGCGUUGGCCCAGACCAGUGCUUUUCCAGUCAGACAAGAGAUGAGGGCGCUCACUCUCUUGCGUCCCGAGGGGGCCGGCUGAACAGCUGCCAGGUAGAGUUCCAGCUGGACCUGUCUUGUGCUGAGGACGAGAUAGCACCUCUAUCCUGCCCAGAGUACCAAGAGGGCUUUGACGGCUCCUGUUAUGAGUUUGUGGGUCUACCUCGUUCGCGUUCCUUCCUCAGUGCACAGGGUUGGUGUGAGCGAGGUGGUGGACACCUGGCCUUCAUUUUAAACGACGAAACCCAGCAGUUCCUACAGAAGCACCUGCAGCCGGAGCAGGACUGGUGGCUGGGUCUGGCACCUGCCUCCCCAAACCUAACACUGGACUCUGCUGCUGCUGAGGGUCCUCUCUCCUGGCUUGAUGGCUCUGAUGUCAGCUACUCUAACUGGGUGAACGACCCUGAUCCAGGGGCUGGCUGUGGUCACAUACUGAGGAGCUCAGGGUUUCAAUGGGAGGCAACAAGCAACUGUAGCCAGGAGCUGCACUUCAUCUGCCAAUUUGAAUCUGGGCGCUCCAUUGCUUGUGCUGACCACAAUGCGACACUACUGUGUGGUUCUGGUCAGGUGAUAGAGAUUGAUGACAGCUUCUAUGGUCGUAAGACGGUUCACUACUGCCGGACGAGUCCCGCUUCUUCAGCCACCUCCACACAGGAGGAGUGUAGCUGGAUAGAUGUUGUAGAUUCAGUGACAGGAGACUGCCAUGGGCUGCAGGCAUGCCAGGCCACGGCAGAUGUGGCCUCUUUUGGUGAACCAUGCCCAGGGCUUGGAAGCUACCUGUCUGUGGAAUACAGCUGCAAAGAUGGUCUCCACUUAUUAAUGAGCAAGUUGGCUGCCGUCUUUGACAAUGUCUCCAUAACAGUGAAGUGGCUUCUCCAUCCCUUCCAGGGCAACCUGACCUGCACUCUAAGUGCUGGAGAUGGGCACAACAUCGAUCCUUAUAGUCCAGAAGAGUUGGAGAGCAGUGUGGUUCAUAAAUACACUCGUCCGGGUGUCUUCAUAGUUGGGGUGGAGUGUACCACCAGUGAGUGGCAUGUGACAGCUCAGAAAGCCAUCACCAUUCAGGAGCCCAUCGGGGAGUUUGGUGUCAUUAAGUGCUAUAGCGUGAACCAAUCAACAGAUGGAGCAAACUGCAAGGCCCUGUAUGGCAGUCCCCUUCAAAUCCAGGUUGAAGUAGAAGCUGGUACGAAUGUGACCUACAAAAUCCACCGUGGUGAGAUGUUGGUGGCCAAUUCAUCAGCAGUCAGAGGAAUCGUCCCCCACAACAUCACAGUGGGACCAGAGGUGGAGCAACAGCUGGGAUCUGGCUGCCACCAGCUGACCCUGCAUGCCUCUAACGGGGUCUCGGUCUUGGGCGUGUCCACUGAGCUGCAGGUGUGUCUGCUAGAGCCUGUGGAGGGCCUGCUGGGAUCAGUGAUGGCUGAGGAGGGAGAGUGUCCAGACUCAGACCUCUACGUUAGUGUCUCCCUGGACCGGGGGGCCCCGGUGCAGCUUCUCUUCCAAGUGUCUGGAGCCAACGACAGCAUCUCCGAGACCAGAGACAUGCAAAACAGAAGCAUGCAGGUUUACAAUAUCUCAACCACUAUCCAAGAUAAACAUUUGCGCUGCAGUUAUGGAAAUGAAGUAAAGUCUAUCUUCCUACCUCUCGGGAACAAAAGUUACAACUACAGUCUGUCUGUGGUGGUUACUCUAACAAAUGGGGAUAGAAAAACCAAUGCCACAAUCACCACUGAGGUGUGGCCAGCCAACUCCAGUUCCUCAGUGGAGAAUCUGCAGUCUGUGGUUGACAACACUGUCGCUCAGCUACAGCAGCAGGGGUUGCUCACUGGGGAGACCCUAGGACAGAUGUUCAAGUCUGUGUCCGACAUUCUGAACAAGGGCUCCAGUGAGGAUCAGAAAGGUGCCAGGGAGGAGCUGCGAGAACAGAUGCUGAGCACCAUGACUGCAGUGCUGAAGAAUGUCCCCAACAACACUCCUCAGGAAGUGCAGCUGACGGCCAGAGCAGUGGCAGGGAUCACCAAGAGGAGGGAAGAGGUCAAUUCUGCUGCUCAGCUAGAAGCUAGCUCCCUGGUGGCAGACCUCAGCUCUUCCCUCCUCUAUAUGAAUGUCAGUGAGCAUGGUGGAGAAGAGAUGGUGCAGGCAGCUACACCAAUUGUAGAGGCAGCCAGCAAUAUCCUGGGAGUCUCUUCAAAUGCAAGCACACAGAGAAAGGUCUCAAAGAUUCUCCUGAACAGUAUGGACAAUGUGCAGAGUGCACUGUUAAAUGGCAAAAAGGUUGGUCAGGAGCCUGCCAUUAUCAAGAGCCCUGAGAUCAGUGUGUAUGCUAACAGGAUGUCUCCAAAUAGCAUUCAGAUGCAGUCUAUAAACAUCCCAGAUAGCUCCUCUGCAAGCUUUUCCUUCCCUCACCUGGGUGCUGAUGUCCUUUCUCCAGAGGAACCAGUGGAUGUGCGAAUGCUGAGUUUUGAGAAGAACCCUUAUUCUUGGAGUGAGGGGGGUAACGUCAGUGGUGCCAUGGGGUCUGUGACACUCACCAGACAGGAUGGAUCAGCCAUCCCUGUGGAGAACCUGUCUGAGGAAAUUGAGAUCCUCUUGCCGAGACUUGAAGGCGGGCAGGUAAACAGCACAAUCCUUGACCUGGGAAACUACAGCACACUGAUGAUUGACGUCCCUUCACCAGACAUAACACUGGUGCUGAAGAUGGAGCCCUCAGAGGACAUACCAUUUGUACUGUUGCUGGGGUAUAAAGACUACCCAAAGGACAAGCAAUAUAUAGCCAAGACGCAGAUGCCUCACCAAGGCAAUUCACAAGAGAGAUACACCUGGGUCCUGGGUCCCAAUGAUUUGACAGGAAAAGUUGGGGUGCAUUACCUUGUGGUGAGGCCCAUUGUAGAAGCAGGGGUUAAAUCCGUCAAUGCCACUGUGACUGUCACCUCCAUUGCUGCCCAGUGCAAGUAUUGGAAUGAAACCUUAUCCACCUGGAGUGAAGAUGGCUGCAGGGUUGGUCCUUUAACCACGUCAUUGGUCACUCAGUGCUUAUGUAACCACUUGACCUUCUUCGGGAGCUCUUUCUUCGUCAUGCCCAACCUUGUGGAUGUGUCCCGUACCGCUGAGCUCUUUGCCACCUUCUCAGACAACCCUGUGGUGGUGUGCUUUGUUUGUGCCAUCUUCAUUGCUUAUCUCUUGGUGGUCGUGUGGGCACGCAGGAAGGACAUCCAGGACAUAGCCAAGGUGAAGGUGACAUUGUUGGAAGAUAAUGACCCCUUGGCUGAAUACCGUUACAUACUGAAUAUCAGCACUGGGCAUCGGCGUGGUGCUUCCACCUCCUCUCAGGUUACUGUGACUCUGCUGGGCAUGGAGGGAGAGAGUGAGCCACACCACCUCACUGACCCUGACAAGCCUGUUUUUGAGAGGGGUGCAGUGGAUACGUUCCUGUUGACCACACCCUUCUCUCUGGGGGAGCUGCAGAGCAUCAGGCUGUGGCACGACAACUCAGGGGGGCACCCUGCCUGGUAUAUAAACAAAGUGACGGUGCAGGAUCUAGAAACUGGACAGAAGUGGCACUUCCUGUGUCACUCAUGGCUGGCCAUAGAUAUGGGCCAGUGCAUCCUUGAUAAAGUAUUCCCUGUUGCCUCUGACACGGAUUUGAAGAAAUUCAGUAAUCUGUUCUUCAUGAAAACGGCAAAGGAUUUCCGUGAUGGCCACAUCUGGUUUUCUGUGAUCAGCCGGCCUCCAACGAGCACCUUCACAUGUGUCCAGCGAGUCUCCUGCUGUUUCUCUCUGCUGCUCUGCACCAUGCUGACCAGCAUCAUGUUCUGGGGCAUCCCUACCGACCCCUCUGAGCAGACCAUGGACCUGGGUCAUAUCGAGUUCACCUGGCAGCAGGUGAUGAUUGGAGUUCAGAGUUCAAUCAUAAUGUUUCCAAUUAAUCUCCUCAUUGUGAGUAUCUUCAGAAACACCCGCCCCCGAGAGACGAAGCCUGGAAAGCCCAAGGCAGAGGUGUCCAAGCAGGGGAAGACUGGCAGAGUGACUCCCUCACAGCCCCCCUCCCCACAGAGGGAGAGAGAACUCACACCAGACACUGUCAUCAAGGACAUAAAGAAGAUUGCUCAGUCACUCUCCAAGGCUAUGAAGAGCCCCAUUCCACGCCUGGAGUUAGAGAUGAAGCCUGGACAACAAACUGAUAUCAACACCCUGCUCUCUCUGGUGGAGGACAUCAUCCGGCAGCAGAACCGAGCCGGUGGAGAGUUCUACACUGAUGCCUCCAAGAAAGAGGGAUCGCUCAUUCUCUCACUAGGGGUAGCCAAUCUGCAAGAAAGCAGCCUGUGUGGGAGCCCUGAGAAGACUGGGGAUGGGAGACAGAAAAGGAGCACCAACAGCCAGUAUCUGUACAGGCAGCUACGCCAUGUAGAGAAGGAGCUGAGCCUACUGGGACCUUCUCGCUUCCCCAACCCAGACAGCUACUGCCGGGCAGUGCAGCAGGUCCAAGGCAUGAGGGGGCUGCUAGAGUCCCACCUCUCCUCUUCCAGCCUGGGAGGGGACCAGCUGUCUCAAAGCCCCAGCCCAGCAGAGAGCAGUGAGGGAGACAGCAGCAGUAAGAAGCAGGGCGGGCUGCCCUGGUGGUUUGUGUUUAUUGGCUGGAUUCUGGUGUUAGCCACCAGCGGAGUAUCAGGAUACUUCACCAUGAUGUAUGGGCUGACCUAUGGGAAGGACCGCUCUAUAAGCUGGCUCAUCUCCAUGGUCGUGUCUUUCUUUGAGAGCCUCUUUAUCACUCAGCCGCUGAAGGUGCUAGGUUUUGCAGCCUUCUUUGCUCUUGUUCUGAAGAAAGUUGAUCAGGAGGAGUAUGGGGAUGCAAAGUUUGAGGGGGAGCUCCGAAACCCAGAUGACCCUGAUGCGGUGCGGGCUGUCCGGAGGGAUAGCACAUGCAGCUUCUACCAGCCCCCUCCUCCAACAGACAUCGAGAGGAUGAGGAGCAACAAGAUCAAGGAGCAGAAGGUCUUUGCCCUCAUCAAAGAGAUUCUCACCUACAUGGGGUUCAUGUGGAUGUUACUCCUGGUGGCGUAUGGCCAGCGGGACCCUAAUGCUUACUUCCUGACUCAGCACAUUCGGCAGAGUUUCAGCCAAGGGAUCUCAGACAGCAUGAGUCACAAAGAUGUGUUCACCUGGGCAAAUAACUCUCUUCUCAGCAACCUCUUUGGAGAGUACCCAGGUUUCAUCACAGAUGGGAACUCCAAACUGGUUGGUAAUGCCCGUCUUCGCCAAGUGAGGGUGCAGAAGAACUCCUGCCGCAUCGCCCGCUCCAUGCGCCAGGCUGUACCUGACUGCCAUGCUCCAUACUCAUGGGAGGUGGAGGACAUGGGCUCCUAUGGGCCAGGCUGGGACCGCUCUGUGAGCGAAAACACCUCAAAGACCCUCCGCAGUCCCUGGCAGUACCAAACCCAGGCCAGACUCAGAGCCCAACCCAUCUGGGGCAGUGUGGUCCUCUACAGGGGAGGGGGGUUUGUGGUGGACCUGGGCCCGGAGUCGCAGAAUGCUAGCAGUACCCUUCAGUAUCUGUUUGACAACACCUGGCUUGAUAUGUUCACCCGAGCAGUUUUUGUAGAGUUCACAGUGUACAAUGCCAAUGUCAACCUCUUCUGCACUGUCACACUCAUGCUGGAGACCACAGCUGUAGGAGCGUUCCAGUUUCGCAGUGAGCUGCAGAGUGUCCGACUAUACCAGUCCACCGGUGGACUCCAUAUCUUUGUCAUGGCCUCUGAGGUCAUCUAUUUCCUCUUUAUCCUCUACUAUAUGUAUGUUCAGGGAAAGCUGAUGAAGCAGCAGAAGUGGGCUUACUUCAAGACAAAGUGGAACCUGCUGGAGCUCGCCAUCAUCCUCCUGAGCUGGAGCGCGCUGUCUGUCUUCAUUAAGAGGACCCUGUUAGGGAACCGGGACAUGGAGUACUACCACAACCAUAAAGACCAGUUUGCCAGUUUCCAUGAGACAGCCACAGCAGAUGCAGUGCUGGGGUAUCUGAUCGCAUUCCUGGUGCUACUGGCUACAGUCAAACUGUGGCAUCUGCUGAGGCUCAACCCCAAGCUACACAUGAUCACAGCCACACUGCAACGGGCCUGGACUGACAUAUCAGGCUUCCUCGUGGUCAUCACCAUUAUGUUCCUGGCCUAUUCUAUCGCUUCUUAUCUAAUGUAUGGCUGGAAGCUGUAUUCAUAUAGGACUCUCCUGGAUGCUGCUCUGACCAUGGUUAGCUUGCAACUGGGCAUCUUCAACUAUGACGAGGUUCUUGAUUACAACCCGGUGCUUGGUGCGUUCCUCAUCGGCUCCUGCAUUAUAUUCAUGACCUUUGUGGUUCUGAACCUGUUCAUCUCCGUCAUCCUGGUGGCGUUCACUCAAGAGCAAAUACAUCACAAGCCCUCAGAGGAGGAGGAGAUAGUGGAUCUGAUGCUGAUGAAGCUCUGCAGCUUGUUUGGAAUCAAAAUGAAGAAGGAGGAGAAAGAAGAUGGUGACAGCCCCAAGGAGGAUGGCAUGACUGCCUCAGCAACUAACAAAGGAUUCUCCACUAUAUCCUCAUAGAUGUUACUUCUAAGUACUGGUGUAUCACUCUGUAUGUAUUCAUAGUGA